Papaver somniferum (opium poppy) is the source of this 984-nucleotide messenger RNA. Its product is annotated as protein IMPAIRED IN BABA-INDUCED STERILITY 1-like. Gene Ontology annotation, molecular function: ATP binding; cyclin-dependent protein serine/threonine kinase activity; RNA polymerase II CTD heptapeptide repeat kinase activity. Bases 1 to 984 code for a protein of 327 amino acids. Lineage: Eukaryota; Viridiplantae; Streptophyta; Magnoliopsida; Ranunculales; Papaveraceae. Gene Ontology annotation, biological process: positive regulation of transcription elongation by RNA polymerase II; protein phosphorylation. The record is from RefSeq and is a predicted model, not a curated record. The transcript is spliced from 7 exons. Gene Ontology annotation, cellular component: cyclin-dependent protein kinase holoenzyme complex; nucleus.
AUGGAGAGUUGGGUUUGGAAGGGAAUUGGGUCUGUCGAUAAGAGCAGAAUCAAACAAGAAAUUGGUGUUGUUAAUCUCAGAAGACCUGUUGGGUUUGGUGAAGAAGUUGCUGCCGGUUGGCCUUCUUGGCUUAGUGUUGUUGCUCGUGAAGCUAUUUAUGGUUGGAUUCCUCUUCGUGCUGAAAGAUUCAAGAAAUUGGAAAAGAUUGGACAAGGUACAUACAGCGGUGUUUUCCAAGCACGAGAGCUUGCAACUGGGAGGAUGCUUGCCUUAAAGAAAGUUCGGUUCGAUAACUUUGAGCAAGAAAGUGUGAGAUUUAUGUCGCGGGAAAUAAUGAUUCUCCGCAAACUGGAGGGACUAAUUACUUCUAGACUGUCAACUAGUGUAUAUCUUGUUUUCGAGUACACGGAACAUGAUAUUGUUGGUUUAUCAUCUUGUCCUGACAUCAAGUUCAGUGAAUCACAGGUUAAAUGCUAUAUGCAUCAACUACUAUAUGGCCUUGAACAUUGUCAUUCAAGAGGUAUAAUGCACAGAGAUAUCAAGGGAUCCAACCUUCUUGUUAGUGAUGAUGGAGUUCUGAAGAUAGCUGAUUUUGGCAUGGCAAAUUUUGUUAGUGUCGGGCACAUUCAACCAUUAACUAGUCGAGUUGUUACUUUAUGGUAUCGUCCUCCUGAAAUUUUGCUUGGAUCCACCAGUUAUGGGCAAUCUAUGUUGAUCUAUGGAGUGUUGAAGUGCAAUGCAGGGAAAGAGGUUCAGGUGAUGGCGGUGAUUGCAGGUCAGCUGAAUGAGUUGGCGUUGCUGCAAUGUAGAGAAGGAAUGAAGCUGUUACAACAUUGGUCAGUGAUUGGGGUUGUGUCGCAUACUGUUCAGGCCAGACUGAUUAACGGAAGGAUCAACAAGGGAGUAGAUGCAUGUGCAGUGACUGGUGCAGGUGGUGUUAGCUCAAGUGCAGGAUUGUGCAGUUGCAGCAUUGGUGGUGGCUGA